Blastocystis hominis is the source of this 856-nucleotide messenger RNA. RefSeq lists its product as hypothetical. Gene Ontology annotation, biological process: box H/ACA snoRNP assembly; pseudouridine synthesis; ribosome biogenesis. The record is from RefSeq and is a predicted model, not a curated record. Gene Ontology annotation, cellular component: sno(s)RNA-containing ribonucleoprotein complex. The transcript is spliced from 4 exons. The coding region runs from base 179 to 856 and encodes 225 amino acids. Gene Ontology annotation, molecular function: RNA binding. Lineage: Eukaryota; Bigyra; Opalinata; Blastocystidae.
GCUCUUUCUUUCCCCGAUGGACGCAAACGAAAUUGAUCUGGAUGAUCUGGACAAAUCCGAUAUCAGUAGUGACUGGGAUAGUUCGGUGGAUGAAGCGCCUGUGAUGGAAGUCGUCGAAUCCCGUGGGGAACAAGAGGUUCAGGAAGAGCGGAUGAUUGCUGAAGAGCAGCUGAGAGAAAUGCAGAGUGAUGAGGAACCCGACAGUAUUCCUCGCACAAAGCACGAGAUUGGACAGGAAGAAUUGAAAGUGGAUGAGAUUACAGAGGUAUUGGAUACAAGCGCGGUUCUGAUCCACGCCGGAUAUGUUUCACACGUGCUGGAAGGCAGCUAUGUCAUCGAUGCAGGCCUUAAUGCAAAGGCUGUUGAAGAGAAUACAGUAUUGUACAAGAAGACGCUAGAGCCCAUUGGUCGUAUCAUGGAAGUGUUUGGUCAAGUGGAACAUCCCUUUUACAUUUUGCGCUGGCCAGAGAACAUGGAAGAUCCUCAUUUGCAAGAAAACGACGAAGUUUACAUGAACAACACAACGAUCCAGUACAUUUUGCCCGCUCAACUCAACCACAUCGGAACUGAUGCUUCCAAUGUGUAUGACGAGGAGCCCAACGAAAAAGAGAUCGUUUCGAUCGAGUGUACGGAGGAUCUACGAGGCGGAGAAGUGGUCGACGAGUCCGAGAUCGUUGACUACCAGCGAGAUUAUGUUAUACCUUCGCUGCCAAACUCUAAUGAUGGCGAAUCCAAUGCAGACAGCGAUGCCGAAUCCAAUGCAAUAUCCUAUGCAAACAGCGACAUUCAACCCUUUCAUGUCUGCAGUUGCUCCACAGCCAGCGCAGUCGGCGCAGUCCGCACAGCCAGCGAAUGA